CCCACCAACAACAGUAGUCCGUGGUGAGUGUAACAGUGUCCACCUGCAAGAGGUUAUCACCAUAACGAAAUCAAACAAAAAUGGUGACGAAAGCUGCAUGGGCACUCUACAGGCUGAUUUUCUGCGUAGCCGUCUGCAGUGCUGCCACGAGUUUCGGACGAGUCGCUUUCGAAAAACUCUCCGAGUUGGACUACAGGGGCAACACGUAUUUUACAAUUAAAAAUUUAUCUCUUUACGAAUGCCAGGGGUGGUGUAGAGAAGAACCCGACUGCCAAGCCGCAUCCUUCAGUUUUGUUUUAAAUCCCCUGACGCCCGUGCAAGAAACGGUAUGCCAGCUGCAGAAUGAAACUACAGCAACGAACCCAGCAGCGACACCACAGCGUUCGGUCAACCUUUACUACAUGGUCAAGUUGCAGAUAAGAUCAGAUAAUGUCUGCUUGAGACCAUGGUCCUUCGAAAGGGUGCCGAACAAAAUGAUCAGAGGAUUAGAUAACGCCCUGAUAUACACAUCAACUAAAGAAGCAUGUUUAGCUGCAUGUCUAAAUGAGCACCGUUUCACAUGCCGAUCGGUCGAGUACAACUACGUGACUCUCCAGUGCCAUCUCAGCGACUCAGACAGGCGUACGACAGGGCAGUACGUGCAGUUCAUCGACGCCCAGGGUGUCGACUAUUUCGAAAACCUUUGCCUGAAAUCGACCCAGGGUUGCAAGGGAAACAGGAUUUACCAGCUUCCCAGGAUAGGGGUAGCAGACGACAAAGUCGCACAGUAUGUCUCACUACAUUACUACGUCGACAAGGACUUACAGGUCACCAACGAAGCGGAGUGCAAGCUGGCUUGUGAGAUCGAAAACGAAUUCCUCUGCAGGUCUUUCCUCUUCAAGGGCCCUCCAAUCGGCAACUCUUACAACUGCCAGUUGUUCCACCUCGACCACAAGACUCUCCCAGACGGGCCGAGCACUUACCUCAAUGCCGAAAGGCCUCUUAUCGACGACGGACAAAGAGUCGGCACUUAUUUCGAAAACUACUGCGAAAAAACGCCUUCUUCUCAUGAUUCAACACUGCCCAUUGUUUUCGAUACAACGGACGAUCCGACUUUGAACAAUUUAACUCGAUCCGAUGUAAACUGCGAUAAGACUGGAACCUGCUACGAUGUUUCCGUGAACUGCAAGGACACGAGGAUCGCCGUACAAGUGAGGACGAACAAACCGUUCAAUGGAAGGAUUUACGCCCUGGGUCGAUCUGAGACUUGCAACAUCGACGUGCUCAACAGCGACCUAUUCAGACUCGACCUGACGAUGAGCGGUCAAGACUGCAACACCCAAUCUGUCACUGGGGUUUACACGAACACAGUUGUACUUCAACAUCACAGCGUUGUCAUGACGAAAGCCGAUAAGAUUUACAAGGUGAAAUGCACGUACGACAUGUCAUCAAAGAACAUCACCUUUGGAAUGAUGCCCAUAAGAGAUCCAGAAAUGAUCAGCAUCACUUCAGCACCCGAAGCGCCAGCGCCGAGGAUCAGAAUACUCGACACGAGGAGCAGAGAAGUUGAGACUGUCAGAAUUGGUGACAAGCUGACCUUCAGGAUCGAAAUACCAGAAGACACUCCUUAUGGAAUUUUCGCAAGGAGCUGUGUCGCAAUGGCCAAAGACUCUAAAAGCACAUUCCACAUCAUAGACGAUGAAGGGUGUCCAGUUGAUCCUAACAUUUUCCCAGGCUUCACCCCCGACGGAAACGCCCUCCAUUCGGUAUACGAGGCUUUCAGGUUCACGGAAUCCUACGGUGUCAUAUUCCAGUGCAACGUGAAGUACUGCCUCGGCCCCUGCGAGCCCGCCGUCUGCGAAUGGGGCAGGGAAUCCGUCGAGUCCUGGGGAAGGCGGAGGAGAGCUGUCCCGUCGAACGACAGCGAACCCUCUGAGGACGACAUGACCCUCAGCCAGGAGAUACUUGUGCUAGACUUCGGCGAUGAGAAACAAUCACAGUUCCUGAGGAACAACGAAGCCCAUUUCGCUGAAUUUGGAAAAGAUAAGACUGUCACGAUCGUCGAACCUUGCCCGACGAAGGCGUCCGUUUUCACCCUCGGGCUCACCUGCGCACUGCUCGUCCUCCUCUACAUCGCCACGAUCUUCAGCUACUGCAUGAAGAAAUGGUUGACGCCGAGGAAGAUGAUGGCAUGAAACAUAAAGAGGAACGGUGCCUGAUUAGUGAUAUAAAUUCGUCUUGCAGACUCGCAAGACCGGACAUUAGCUUUACAACGAAAUUACAAUGAAGAUGCGACACUUGCUUUAGCAAUUAGGGCCUUAUUUAUAUACUCUUUAUUAUUUAUUUCAAAGUGUUUCCUCUUCGUUGUAAUGUUAUAACAACUGAUAGUGUGUUAUGUGUUAGACUUGGUCUGUUAAAAUUAAAAUUAUGAUUUUGUGAGUUGGUAUUUUUUCUGUAUAACGAAAUAUUCAAUUGCAUACAUUAAAAAGCCAACUCACAAAAAUAUUUUAAAAAAAUAUUUUAUAUUAAAACUAAUAAUUCUCGAAUGUGCGAAAAUUGAUAGCCAAGGGCAAAUUGGCAAAAAAAAGAGAUUAAUUUUUUAAAAGGGUUAUUCAAUUUUUUCCUGAAUUUGGCAAAGGGUGUUACACCCUGCACAGAAGCUUAAUAUUCUUUCUAAUAAAAAUGAUCAUCAAAAAGAAUCUACUGUACAUAUACGCUUUAGUUGUACAACCAUUAUUUUUUUUAUUUUUUAAUGAAAUAUGUCUAAGCAAUGACUAGGUUCAUAUACGGGUCUCCCUAGCUGGCACAAUUUAACUAGAUUUGAAUUAAUCUGCCUUGCAAAAGGGGUUGGUGAAGGGGAAAUAAAACUUUUACAACCACUGGUACUCUUGUCUCCCACCAGAACUGUCGGAUGCUUUGUAUAUCUAGUCCCUUCGAGCCUUUGAUCAGCCAGGACUUUUUUUUUUCAUCAUUUCGCCGAUACAACUGAACCGAGUACGUGCUUGUAACUGUUUACUGUCUGUCUUUCUUUCCUGUAAAUAAACAUUUUCUUUUUAUCUUGGAUAAAAUAAAGAGAAAACUGAGUGAUAAA
This is a messenger RNA of Cimex lectularius (bed bug), 3070 nucleotides long. RefSeq lists its product as uncharacterized. NCBI's taxonomy places the organism in Eukaryota, Metazoa, Arthropoda, Insecta, Hemiptera, Cimicidae. Bases 81 to 2174 code for a protein of 697 amino acids. The record is from RefSeq and is a predicted model, not a curated record. The transcript has 16 exons.